AUGAUGAGCGGGAAGGCGGUAGCGCCGGUGAAGCUGUUGACAGACGUGGAGAAGUUGCGUCUGUUGACCAAGGCGGAGAGGCUGGCCUCCUGUCGGCGGGGAGCGGACGGGGCUGUCGCGUCGGCCAUGGAGUGGCUUGGGCUGCUGUCCAAGGCGGAGGAGCUGGAGGUGCUAUCGGCGGCCGGUGUGUUGGAUGGAGGAGACGCCGGCUGCCAACCCGCCGCCAAAAUGCUGGCCGCCUCCGUCAAGUUCUCCACGGCCGGGGCCGCCACCCCGACGAUGGCAUUAUCCAAGCCAGUCCACCUCCCUCCACUCUUCUCCGCCGCCGCCGGUGGCCCACGGCCCCUCUCCCUCUCAGCGCGCCCGCUGUACCGGCAGGACCCGUUCUUGGCGGGGGCCCGCCACACCGGCGACCGCGCCGUCGCGUCCCCGGCGCCGCCGUCCGCCACCGCCGACGGCGCUCACCCUGUUGAGGCCGCCGCCGCCGCAGCAGCAGCUCCGACGGAGACCGCGAGGCGCGCCAAGAUCGGGGUCUACUUCGCGACGUGGUGGGCGCUGAACGUGAUCUUCAACAUCUACAACAAGAAGGUGCUCAACGCCUUCCCCUACCCGUGGCUCACCUCGACGCUGUCGCUCGCCGCCGGCUCCGCCAUCAUGCUCGCCUCCUGGGCCACCAAGAUCGCCGAGGCGCCAACCACCGACCUCGACUUCUGGAAGGCCCUGUCACCGGUGGCGAUCGCGCACACCAUCGGGCACGUCGCGGCGACGGUGAGCAUGGCGAAGGUGGCCGUGUCGUUCACCCACAUCAUCAAGAGCGGCGAGCCGGCGUUCACCGUGCUCGUCUCGAGGUUCUUCCUCGGCGAGCACUUCCCGGCGCCGGUGUACUUCUCCCUCCUCCCGAUCAUCGGUGGAUGCGCCCUCGCCGCCGUCACCGAGCUCAAUUUCAACAUGACCGGAUUCAUGGGCGCAAUGAUCUCAAACCUGGCGUUCGUGUUCCGGAACAUCUUCUCCAAGAAGGGGAUGAAGGGCAGGUCGGUGAGCGGGAUGAACUACUACGCCUGCCUCUCCAUGCUCUCCCUGCUGAUCCUCCUCCCUUUCGCCCUCGCCAUGGAGGGCCCCAAGGUGUGGGCUGCAGGAUGGCACAAAGCCGUCGCCGAGAUCGGUCCCAACUUCCUCUGGUGGGUGGCGGCGCAAAGCGUGUUCUACCACUUAUACAACCAGGUGUCCUACAUGUCGCUCGACGAGAUCUCGCCGCUGACGUUCAGCAUCGGCAACACCAUGAAGCGGAUCUCCGUCAUCGUCGCCUCCAUCAUCAUCUUCCACACGCCGGUCCAACCCAUCAACGCCCUCGGAGCCGCCAUUGCGAUCCUCGGAACUUUCAUCUACUCUCAGGCGAAGCAGUAAACUGGCUUCAAACAUGGAAAUGGUGCCGUUUUCGCCACGGGUCGACUCGGUGCUCGGGAUGUAACAUGUUAUGAGCAUAUCUAAGGACCCAUUUGUAAUAUACUAGAGCUUCUCCUCUCUUCUUAUUUUUUUCUUUUUUCAGUUUCUUCUGUAGAUUUUAGCUGCCAAUGUGCUUUUCUGAAUUCGUCGUGUUCUUCUACUACUACAACUAUGAAUGGUGAUGAUGUAGAGAGGUGGAUCUGCCUAAAUAAAGCUGUUAGAUUUUUUGCUUGACCC
Messenger RNA from Oryza brachyantha (malo sina), 1680 nucleotides. Its product is annotated as glucose-6-phosphate/phosphate translocator 2, chloroplastic-like. Gene Ontology annotation, cellular component: membrane; Golgi apparatus. The transcript has 6 exons. The record is from RefSeq and is a predicted model, not a curated record. Gene Ontology annotation, biological process: transmembrane transport. NCBI's taxonomy places the organism in Eukaryota, Viridiplantae, Streptophyta, Magnoliopsida, Poales, Poaceae. The coding region runs from base 1 to 1404 and encodes 467 amino acids. Gene Ontology annotation, molecular function: antiporter activity; triose-phosphate transmembrane transporter activity; phosphoglycerate transmembrane transporter activity.